Molecule: messenger RNA, 885 nt
Organism: Papaver somniferum (opium poppy)
Lineage: Eukaryota; Viridiplantae; Streptophyta; Magnoliopsida; Ranunculales; Papaveraceae
Exons: 1
Coding region: 1-885 (294 amino acids)
Source: RefSeq, a predicted model, not a curated record
AUGAAGACAUACUUCUUGUCGCAAGAAUUAUGGGAUGUCGUCGAAAGCGGUGUGACAAUAACUGAGACUGCAACAAUGAAUGUGGAACAACAAAAAAAACUGAAGAACAUGAAAUUGAAUGAUCACAAAGCCUUGUACACAAUUCAGAUGGCAGUAGAUGACAUAAUUUUUCCUCGAAUUAUGGGCGCUACAAAAGCAAAAGAGGCAUGGGAUUUGUUGAAAAAUGAGUUUCAAGGAAAUGAAAAGGUAAGAUCAGUAAAAUUGCAAUCGUUGAGAAGAGAUUUAGAGAACAUUAAGAUGAAAGAUUCAGAAGUUGCAAAAGAUUACUACUCAAGAAUAAUGGAGAUUGCCAAUCAAAUGAAAAGCUAUGGAGAAAAUAUUGGUGAUAAGAAGUUGGUGGAAAAAAUCCUCAUAAGUCUCACUGAUAAGUAUGAUCCCAUAGUUACUGCAAUUGAAGAAUCAAAAGAUAUCGCAACUCUUUCGGUGACGGAGCUUAUGGGUUCUUUAGAAGCCUAUGAACAGAGACUAAAUAGGCGGCAUGAAGCACCAAUUGAAAGUGCUUUUCAGUCCAAGCUAAAUUUGAAGGCUGGAAAGUUUAGUGGAAAGAAUGAAGAUAGUUGUGAGACUUUAAAAGAAGGAGAAGAAAACUACAGGGAAGCAAGAUGGAGGAAGGAUUAUUCACCAUGUAGGAUUUGUGGAAAGAUUGUUGGUUCGAUGAAAGCAAACCACAGUGCUAUAAUUGUCGGAGACAUGGGCAUCUCGCAAGAGAUUGUCAUUUUAAGAAAAACAAUCAAGCCAAUUUUCAUGAAGCUGAAAAGGAGGAGGAGCACAUGUUUUAUGCUUUCCAAACAACAACAGAAGAGAAAAAAAAAGCGUGGUACAUAG